Molecule: messenger RNA, 11288 nt
Organism: Porites evermanni
Lineage: Eukaryota; Metazoa; Cnidaria; Anthozoa; Scleractinia; Poritidae
Source: the annotation of a GenBank genome assembly
AUGGCGUCGAAAAAUAUCACCAGUGACAGUGGCAUAAGUCUUUUUCCCGAGAAACAAAAAACAAAAAUUGCCGUCAGGGUAGCUCAGUCUAGCAGUGAUAGCGAGGGCAGCUCAGAUGAAGGAACAGCACGUGACAGUCGGAGCAGCCGGAGGACUUCGCGUAUUCCCAUUCAGGGUCUCCACCAGAGUAGCGUAAGUGACGUAUCUGAAGAUGGUCAUGAGAAAACAAAACCAACAGUGACCGAUUCAGGUGGGUAAUAGUUUUAUUUACCAUUGGAAACAAAAUUUUUUCCGUGCGCUACUGUUACAUAAAUUUCCCGCGUUUUCAAGGUGAACGACUACACACGACUUUAUCACGGGUGAAUCUAGAUCGAGAGGGAGUUGCAUUAUUUUUGACACAUGACACUAGACAUUCUCGUUCAAUUUCAAUUUUCCGGACCCUUCAUUUUGGAAAGAGCGAGAGUAGUACAUUUGGACCGAGAAGUUGUAUCCUGGAGGCGACACAAUAUAUGGGUGACUCGUGUUGCUGGUUCUCUCCCUUGCUCUGCAAGAUUACACCUAGGAUACUUAAGUUUAAUAUAUUACUUUUCAUUCAUUUAUUUAUUCAAUUUCUUUUUCGUGAACAUUUUUGUUGGUAGGGAUCAAUCUGAAGCAAGGACAAGUCAAAAAACUGCUCGUAAAGGAAUCGUCUACUAAGACAAGUAAAAUCGCACCUUUUGAAGGAAAAAGGAACAAGAAGCCUAAAAUUAGACUGAGUCCUCGAGAAACAAGAGCAAGUACAUUAAGAAAAGAAGCCCAAAUAAAAAAGACGGCCUCUUUGGAUAGCAAGAAAAAUGUUAAUCAGGUAACAUUUUUUUAAACUUUUAUUCAGGGAGUUUGUUAUUAAAAAAAUCUAAAAAUACGCUUAAGGGUCAGGUAUAAAAUACUAUUAUUUAAGUGCUGAUCAACCUAUUAAACUAUCAUAAAUUCUUGUUGAAGAUCCAAUUCUAACUUAACACUCCUGUUUAGCAGGCGUUAAAAGGGAAAGAGAAAGCCGAGAAAGGGCCGGGGAAUUUGCGCGCGCAAAUCGUGCUCUCGCUCGUCCAAAUUCGCCCUAUCCGAGCAAGAUCUGGGCAAGACAAAUCUGACAAAACACCACAUUGAUACGGGAAACGCAAGAUCUAUCAAACAGCAUCCCCGCCGCACCGCACCGGCAAAGCGUGUAGAAAUCGAGAGGCAAGUUGAAGACUUGUUGCAGCGAGACAUAGUUAAGAAAUCUAGCAAUCCGCGGUCUUCUCCCGUAGUACUAGUGACAAAAAAAGAUGGUUUCCAAAGAUUCUGCGUUAAUUACAGGCAAGUGAAUGCGGUAGCUAUCAAGGAUGCUUAUCCGCUGCCACGCAUUGACGUUUCUUUGAGCGCGCUUUCCUUUUUCAAAAUGAUUCAGCACGCUGGAUUUGUGUUCAGGGCACUGGCAAGUCCCCAUGGAUCCAGCUAGCAGUGGAAAGGCUGCCUUCGUGACUUCCUAACGAUUGUAUGAGUGGACCGUCAUGACCUUUGUGUCUUACGUCAUCACCAAGUACUUUUUAGCGGUUAAUGGAACCGAUCUUGUCAGGACUUAAAUUUGAGACCUGCUUGAUUUAUUUAGAUGACUUCAUUGUGUAUGGGAAACGUUCGCAGAGAAAAUGGAACACUAAGAGGUUUUCGCACGGUUUAAAUCUGCUGGACUUAGGCUUAAACCAAGCAAAUGUGUGCUGUUUCAGUAGAGCAUCACGUACAUGGGCCACAUUGUGUCUGAAAGUGUUAUCGAGACAGACCCGGCUAAGGUAGAACGCGUGUGCGAUUGGCCAGUGCCAGAGAAUGCGUAUGACGUAGAGGUUCUUAGGACUUUCCGGCUAUUAUCGGCGCUUUAUUCUUACUUUUGCUAAGUGGCCAGACCGCCUCACAAACUUAGUGAAGCUCAGACAUGUGGACCAUGCUUGGACUCCUGAGUGGCAGUCGUCAUUUGACAAGUUGAAGACCUUUUUGUCAACUGCCCCAGGUGGAGUCUGAAGGGUUUGAGACAGAGUAAACGGAAAAGCAAGACAAACAGGGUGAAACAGAGUUCUUGUCAGCUAAAACUGAACAAUGUCCACCAAGUCAGCCCGACUCUAAAUGAAUCACCAUCCGAUGGGAGUCAUCUUGGACUCAAAAGUACCUUAAUGGCCAACAAAGAGAGGACACCAGCCUCAAGGUCAUAAUCCAAUUCAAGGAGGCAAGCGCUGUGAGGCCGAAGUUGGAGGGUGUUUCUCCAUAUGACCGCCCUGUGAAGACACUUUUGGCCCAAUGGGACCAGCUGGAGUUCCGAGUUCAAGUAUUAUGUUGGAUAUAGCAAGAGGAAAGUGGUUCCAGAGCCAAGUGCGAGAUCAUCCUCCCCUGAGAACUUCCAAGAGACUGCACUAAGAGCACACCAUAAGCAUACUACUGCGUGUCACCGGGAUGUUAACAAAACACUUGGAGCACUCAGGGAUCGAUACUGCUGGCCAGGACUAACUUCACACUUGAAGAAGUGGGUCAGAGCUUGUCAUGAGUGUGGAGCCAAAAAUAACUGGGGUAAGAGGAAACGUAGCAGUAUGUGGUCAUUGACUUAACGGACUACUUCACAAAAAAGGCGGAAAGCUAUUUUAUCCCGAACAAAGAAGCUUCCACUGUACCUGAGAAGUUAUAUGAUUAGUGGGUGAAUUUAUCUGUAGUUUUGGGCUUCCAAGGGAGAUACACAGCGAUCAAGGGACUAACUUUGAGUCCAAAGUUAUGUCAGAAGUGUGUAAGCUCUUGGAAAUUGAGAACACGAGAGAACACGGCUAGGUAGAAUGUUACAAUUGAUCAUUGAUGGAAAUGCUUCGAGGCAAGUUGAAAGAGAGUCAAGACGAUUAGGACGUGCAAGUUCCCACAUGCAUGACGGCGUACAGGAGUUCGCCGUCUACAAGGAAACUGGGCACCCUAGCACCUUACACUGUGGACAGUGUUCUUUAAGGGAGGGGGUAGUGUAGCGAAAGCUUAUAGCGUCUAUACCCCUGUUGGGGAAUUUCUCCUCCCCAGUCCACAAGGGGGAUUUUGUAAAGUAGUUUUACGGAUGAAUAACACAUGGCUGCCUGUUGAACUGUUGUGUUUGUUAUGUAUACGUUUAUGUGUUCACAAAUGAGUUCACCGCACUCUUCAUAAUAUGGGCUCAUAUAUAAUAUGUACAGAUUCAGGAAUCAGAGGCAUAAAACUAAUUGGUUAAUUGACAAUGUAAAUUACGGAACAAAUACAUUGCCAAAUGCGUAAAUAUUAUAAAAAUGGUACUAAAGUAAAUAUCCUGAACAAAACAGAAAUAAUAUAAUAAAAUAUCCAAAUAUCAGUAAAAAUCAAUACAGACUAAUGAAAUGCGAAGUUACUUCUUUUUUAGAUCAGCUGGAGGUUAGACACUUGAAUGUUUCAUCAUUAAAUUCAAUCCAUAAUUUAAGUCCAUUUAAAUCGAAUAUUAAGUUUGCCAUAAUUUGCUCGGACCUUUUUUCAAAAAAUAUUUAGCAAAAACCUUCAACCGUCUUUUCUUUAGAAAAAAUUGAAAACAACGUUCCUCAACAACUGCGAUAGAGGUCUUGUAAGGGAAUUCACGGACGAUGAACUCCAUGAGAAAGGUGGAAGAGAGAUGGAUGAGGAAGUUGAAAAAACAGUCUCUAAGGAAGAAAAAGAAGCGCAUCAUUCCCCAUUUAAGAUGGGUGAUGAAACCAAGUAAGUUAUACUAAAGAUGAUCUUUUUUGAGGCUAUGUUCACACUGUAACGGAUAGCUUUUGCACCGCCACGAACAUCAUGCCGGAUAGAACUAUUGUUCACAGAAAAGAAGGCUUCUGGCAGCGCGAUUUCUGUGACGGAGCAAAGCUGCGCUGCGCAGCGCCGAUCUCAAGUUAAAAGUGGAGCGUCACGUGUCGGACAGUUUUAGCGCCAUACUUGGUACAGUGUGAACACCUAUUCGCACACCGUCGCGGCAGAAAACGUAAAGGAGCGAGGACUGAAACUCACUGAAACGGAAGGAAAUAUUCAGGAGUGUGGACUGGAAUUUAGGGCACGAGCCCUCUACGCCAAACGCGCGUGCAUGACGUUCGAUGUGUUGUGAACAACUUGUGUCGCCCCAUCCGGCGCCUCAGGCUCUUCAUACUAUAAUGAUAGCUUCUCGUGGCGCCAAGAAACGCUAUCCGUUGUAUGAACAUAGCCUAAAGCAAUUCGCCCGUCCAUGAAUAAACAUAUAUACAGUCGAACCUCCAUGUGCGAUCACCUCCCAUAAGCGAUGUCCAACUCAAAAUACCAAAUUUUCCCAGUCAAAGCCUUACAGUUGGAACCUCUAGUAAACCACCACCUCCUGUAAGCGACCGCGACCACCUUUUGGCUCUGAUGGUUAAUGGUUUUCCAUUGUUUUUAACCCCUUAUUAUACACCGCUGAAAGUAUGUAAAUAUUCAAAAGCGUUGAAAAAAGGUGACAAACACGAUAUAACUACAAAAUUCGGCCAAUUUAUAUAUCUGUUCCUUUGUACUCACUUGAAUGUUUAUUUAUUUAUGUAGUGAUAAAGAUAAUGAGCACUCGUUGUCCGAGGAUACCCCAUCUUUUGAUGCAAGCCUCUUGCCGCUCAGCCCAGAGACUGCUGUUGUUACAGAAAUGCCACAGAUCAGCUCUCAUCAGGACAAACUUUUGGUCGCGGAGUUUAAUGGUGUAGUAGAGGAUGACCAGGUCACUUGUGAAAACAACAAGUACGUAAGACAUGAUGUUUAGACCACAGAGUUUCACUGAGAGUUAGUUGCGUCAAUAAAUAGCAACGUUCAAUCAUGAAACAUGCAUACAUACGAACAAAAAGGCCUGAUUUGCUUAGUUUAAAAAUUUUUAUCGUGCCGGUCUGUAUGGUCUUGGCUUCAUGAAAGUUAUCGUGCAUUUGUUUUCUGCUAACGUAAAAAGGAAAUAUUGCGUUUUGCUGAUCGAUGUCAGCCUUCUUUGAGUUAGCAGUAUACUUAUUCAUUUUGUCAUCCUUCAAGUGCAAAUACCACUGACAACUCAAUUUCCUAUGUUAUUCUUAUUUUCAAGGGAGGAAGAGGUAGGCUCAAUGCAGUUGAAAGAACAGCUUGCGGUGGAUAGAAAGGAAGAGGAGGUGGAAAACAAUUACUCAGAUGACAGCUUCGAGGAAGGAGACGAUGAGGAGGUGUCGUCUUCAAUAGAGGAACGAACUCCAACAUUUGAGUUUAACUUGUCACCACCCAGCAUUAAUAUUAGCGAAUGCAAGGACUCAAAUCAGUCCUUGGGUCAGGAGAAGAUUCCCCGUGACAACGAAGAUGACACUAUCUCGGACAUCAGUGAUCUCGAAAACCAGCCAGUAUCAUGCGAAGAAUCUACAGACAUCAUCACCAGAGGGUCUUUACGGAGACAAAGGAGUAGCUGGGCAUUGUUUGAUGAUGAUCCUGCAGGUGAGACAGAGUGUAAAGCACCAAGGGACGAAAUGGUUGAAGACUGUGAAGCCAUUGAAUACGAACGCCAACACUAUUUUGGCGACGCUGAAAUGGGCAGUGAAAGGAAACAUUUUGAUGACGAAGAAUUAGACCGCAUGGAUGACGAAAUUUUUGGGUUGCUCCGUCCCUCUGGUCAGUCUUCCAGAGUUUCUAUUGUUUUUCCUGGCGACGACAUUGUAGGCUCCCAGAAAGACACCUCAUCUAGAAAGAGAAGGGUUCGAAUAGCUAUUGAGCCUGAAGUGUUCCUGGUGCCAUUUAGCUCAAGAGAAUUUGAAGAACCAUUUUUUGAAGACACUGAAAGCACUCCGGAGGAGACGGAAAUCGAAUCACCGUGGAAAAAUAUGAGUUUGGUCCUGUUUUACGAGGGUUCUGAAGAACGUAAAGAUGACGGUGAUGAUUGUAUUGAGGAAGAUAUACCUGAGGAAAUCUGUAUGGACGAUCCUGGUUCUGAGAAUGAAGACAAUAUAGGUUCUGAAUCGAAUGGUCUGGUUAAACAAGGCAGUUUGUCUACGAAUGUGGAAGACACACAGACCACUCCUGAUGUAAGUCUCAUCCGUGAGAAAGAACUUUUUAGCAACGAAAGGGAAACAGCAGAAGAGGGCAAUGGCUCUGUUGGGGCGGAUGAACUCAUGAAAGGUAUUUCUGCUCCUACAGUCCAAAGACAUUUGGACUUCAAAAACGAUCCACAAUCUAAGGCAUUUGCUGAUGAUCUGGACGAUUUGCUUGAUAGUGCAGAGGAAGAAAUACAAGCUGCAAUCCACUGUGGAAAAAGUAAUCUUGCUGCAAAGGAAUAUUUGCAUUUACCAAGCGAAAUAAGUGGUUCUAAGGAGGAAGACCUCAGCCAUGGCAUUGAAAACCCCCCUGUUAGUAUUAAAGGCAUGGUGCAUCUCCCAGAUGAUGAAGAAAAAAAGGACAUUUCCAUGGAUGAACAAGAUAGCCUGCGUCGCAGCGAGCAGGAAGAGAUCCCAGAGGAAAGUAUUUCUGAGGAAAUAAAUCUCGAAGAGUUUGAUAUAGGAACCCAGAGUUUCUUUAUAACUAGUACCGUGGUAACAAGUAAAGAUGAAACCUUUUUUAACACAACAAUUACCGAUGAAUUGAAAUUCGAUAGCAAAGGUCUACUGAAACCCGUCACGGAGCAUAAGCAUCAUUCAGAAAACAAUUCUGAUGAUAUAAAAGGGAAUGAUCAAGUUCAGGAGAAAGACAUAUGCUUGGAAUCUAAUUCAGAUACAAUUCCAUGUCAAAAGACGUAUGCUACUGAAUCAAUUGCUUUCAAGGUAAGGCUACACAAUGCCGAGCAGAAAGAGUUCCAAACUAUGAAAGAGGGAAUCGAAACUGACAUAAUUCAAGACGAUUACGUGGAACAACAGAUUUUCAAACUACUUGUUCGGCGUAGCUACUGAAAACUCUUGCCUUUACAGGAAUUCCGCCGUGUCCCUAUGCCUUCACCACUUUGCAAAGUAAGGUGGCUCCCUCUUCUGCUACUAUUUCUUACACCGGGAUCAGUUUCUGGACAAAAUAGCCGUGAUAACGAAAAUGCUUCUCAUUAUGGCUUUGUAAAACAGGAAAAGGGGGAGCAUUUAAUUAGAGAUGAUAGCCUAUAUAAUGUAACAGACCAAGCAAUCGAUGAAUCUUCAAAUACUAGGAAAGACUGCGAAGUUAAGAAAGUGAAAACUACCAUGUCUAAAGUGUUGAAGAAAUCAGCAUAUACUCGGAGUAAGAGUUUCAGUUUUGAGAACGAGCGAGCAGGCAAGAAAGUAGCAUAUUCCGAUGAUCAGUACGUAAACGACCUUCACGCGGAGAUCAAGGCUUUAAGGAAAAUCAACGAUCAGCUUAGAUUUGAGCUGAACGAUAAAGAUGAAGAAAAAUACACCAUUGUGUGCAUGAUAAAUUCAGCUAAUAUUGAGAAUGAGAAGCUCAUGGAGCAGCUUGAUAGUCUGGAGAGUGAAAUGCAAACAUUACGGUCGGAGAAAGAAAACAUUGAAUUAGAGUUAAAUAAAAGUCGCGACAGGGAGAUAGAAACUUCUCAAGGAGGGUGUUUCCUAGAGGAACUUCACCAGGAGCUCAAGGCGUUGACAAGCUACAACAAAGAGCUUGAAAUUCAGCUGGAAGAGAACUUGAAACAAAGACGUAACAUGGAUUCUGUCGUGGAGCAAGUCAACCUUGAAAAUGAGAGUCUUUUAGAGAGAUUGGAUGGUCUGGAAUCAGAGUUGAAAGAAGCAACGGUUAGCAAAAGAGCUCUUGAAGCCGAAAUAACAGAAUGUAAAGAGAGUCUCGAGCAGAAAAAGUACGAAAAUGAAAGUCUUUCUCAAGAACUUGAGAAGCUAAAAGAUUUACAUGCGAGAACAGGCAGCAAAAGUUUGGAGCUCUGUGGCAAAAAGAAGGCGUAUGAAAAUUUCUAUGGAGAGCCGGACACAGUGACAGGCUUAAGUGUAGCUCAAGAGAUCAAACAAGUCUCUUCUUCUUUUGUACAGAUGAGUAAUGAGGUUAAAAACAUCAUGCUUAAAGUUCUAGAGGAUUCUCAACAGCAUCAAAGUGACUGUGAAACAAACUUGAAGCGGAUAAAAGAAGAAUACCUUCAAACUGUCAACCUGCAAAAUAACUUCGGGUUCAGGGCCUUGAAACAAGGCAUUGAAGAGCUGAAAGUUCAGCUAGAGGAUAAUGGUAACAAAGCGGUCAAUUCUACUAAUAUUGAACGUGAGAAGUUACUUGAGCGAAUUGAUGGCCUUGAGAACAAACUGAAAGCUGCGUUAAAAGAAAAGGAUGAGACUGAGAAAGAGGCAAUCAAUACUAAAGCUGGGGAAGAGCAGAGAAAAAAAGAAUUAGUGAGUCUACGGGAUGCCAUGCGAAUGGAGACGAAAUUGGAUCAAGAACGGAACGAAAGAAAAGCAGUAGAGGAAAAGUUUAGGUUAAUGUCAAUACAGUAUGAACAAAGUGAGGCAGCCAAGUUGAUGAUUUCAGAGAAGAUGGAUAGAAUGACGGUCGAAUUAAACACAUUAAAGAGCAGAUUAAGAACCAGCCUUAGCGAUGCAUUCGACUAUUCCUAUCUUCGGGAAGAAGUAGAACUGUUAAAAGGUUCAAUUAUGAUGAGCGAGAGGAAGGAAAAUGCCUGGAAAAAAGCGCUUAUAUCCAGGGAAAUGGGAGCCUCAUCUGAUAGUUAUGAUACAGAGUUUUCUGAUCAGAAAGAACCGUAUAAAAACAGAAAUGAAAAAGAGAGACGAGAAUUUGCGAUGGGAAAUUCGUUGAUCCUGCAGGAUUUAGACCAGUCUUGGGGAAAACUGAAACCCUCCGGGUUGCUUGCCUUGAGAAAUUUGGAGAAACAAAUGAGAACCAUUUACGAAGAGCUUCGACAACUUAGAGAAGAAAAUAUGCGGAUUCUGAGGAAAGGCAAAAAAGAGAAGAAGUGCUAUAAGAAAGUAAAGAAAUGGUUUGCAUAUAAUGAAAGGGAUAUAAAAAUCUUGAAGCAGUCUUUUGAGAAGGAAGUACGAGAGGAGAAGGAAGAUAGCAAUGAAUUAAAAAGUCGAAUCCAGAAGGACAUGGAACAAAUCACACUCAUAUUAAAGCGAGUCGUAGAAAAUAAAGAAGAUCAUGUAAAUAAAAUAAUGCAAACUGUUGAUGAGCGGUUGGUAGGACAAAUGAAAGUAAUUAAGGCUUUGACGGAUAGAACGUUAUUGAGUUUAGAGAGCAACCAGUUGGAAUGCGAAGUCAACAAAUGUGAUCUAAAGAACGAAAAAGCAAAGGAGAUGGAGAACAGAUUCUUCGAACUAAAAAGAUGUCUACAAGAUAAAGAAUUGGACUUGGACAAUUGCGAAAGGAAACUUAGAGAAAAAGAAGGGAGAAUUGAAGAGCUGCAUCGACAGCUGCUGACCAAGGAAGAACGUAACAAGCAUUUAAGGAGGUCACUUGAUGAAGCCAAAAGCAGUGCAAUAAAACAAGUCAAGGACAAAGAACGCGAUAUCAUUCAGCUUCGUCGUCUAGUUAUUACUAAUGGCGAUAAAGAUGUAGAAAUGUUUAAAGAAAAAUUGAGCGAGAUGAGCGAGGACUUGGAGAACGCAAAGGGGACAAUUGCACAGAGAGAGACAGAAUUAAUGGAGGCCAAAGCGUCUCUUUGUAAAGGAGAUGAGCUAUUAAAUAUGUUUAAGGACACUUUGAUUGAGAUACAACAAGAACUGCAGCUUUCAAAGAGAGAGCUGAUGGAGAAAAAUGCGGCAUUAGAACGCGCUGAGCGGCACACUGAGGAGCUUCUUAACUCUGCAAAAACUAAAACCGGCGAAAUAGGCGUGACGAACAAACUUGGUCACAAAGUGGUGCGAGAUGUGGAGCGGGUGGAAAAGCUAAAACAGGGAAGGGGAAGUAUUACAACGUUUGAUGAAUCAUUUAAGCAGAUGACAACGACUGAUAAACUUUUGUGUAGUGAUCAGUUAAAUGCAAAAAAUGAGGAAGAGGGUUCGAUUAAUCAAGUAAGAAUGCAUCUUGCAGAAAAGGACAGGGCCAUUGAGAAGUUACAAUCUGAUGUGACGCAGCUCAAGGAAGAUUUAGAUCGCGCCACUUAUUCAUUAAAAGAGAAAGACAUCGAACUCAAAAGGCUAAUUGAAUACUUUAAGAAGGAAGAAGAAGAACUGGGUGUUUCAAAUGGGAAAAUCAAAAAAUUAGAAGAGGAGAACGACGUUCUGCAAAAUAAAUUAAAGCAGUUUACUGCUAUACUCUCAAAAAAAGAUGACGAGAUGAAAUCACUGAAACAUUUGGCUUUCAAAAGAGAUUCAGAGUUGACGUCGUUAAACAAGGAGAGUGAAAAGCUUAAGUUCCUUGUGCAAGAAAGUGAGCGAGCCAUCAACUUCAUGAAGCAAGAAAUUACUGAAAAAGAGCAUGAACGAAAGAGUUUGAAAGAAGAUCUUCAGACAAAAAUGGCAGAGAUACGAUGUCUCCGGGAAGAAUUGGAAUAUAUGAAGAUCGACAAAUGCAAAGCGCUUGGUGCUUAUCCUGGCCUCAUAGAACACAUGAAAGCAACUGGGAAGACAGUGAAGGAACUGGAAGAUCUGAGACAUGUUUUUGAGCGUAAAGUAUGCGAUGACAAAGAAAGGAAAAUUUACUAUUUGGAAGGAGUGGUUGAGAGGCUGCAGCGAGAAUUGACGGAAAAGAAAGUGUUUAUUGAAAAGUUUGAAGAAAUGUCGACUGCAAAUGUUGGAAUUCAAGUAAAGGAAGAGGAGGUUUACAUUGUCGAGGGUCGAUUGGGUCACUUGGGUGAAACAUUUGAAGUCUACAAACAAAAUACAACUGAAAGCGAAUCCAUGUUGGGACAUGAGAAAAUUUCAUUGGACCACAAAGUUGACGAGAUAGAAACUCGAUUGUGUCAAAGGCAGAAGGAGAUUAAAGAAUUAAAGUAUUCACUGCAAACAAAAAUGAACGAGUUUGCAAGAAGUGAAAACAAACGAGAGCGAGAAGUUUUAAGAAUGCCUGUCAAUAAAGAUUGCAACUCCAGUGAAGUGGAGAUGGUUCAGUUGGCCAGUAAACAAACAACCAGUGCAAUGGCCGACAGAAUGCAGCAAGUGUUGGCAAAUAUGAAUACAAUGCACAUUGAGCUGGAGAGCAACAGGAAAGAAAGCACGACUAUGACAAAGAAAAACAAGGCCCUGAAAGAACGAGUAGAAACGUUACAGAAGCAAAUUGUUCAAAAUGACCAGGAGCAUUCUGAGCGGUUAAAUAAUGUUCUGGACAACGUCCGAUUAAAGAGAAAAGAGAUACAUGGUCUUAAGGCUUUGCUAAGAAACGCACAGGACAAGAUUGAAGUUCCUGAGGUAAGUUAG